Molecule: messenger RNA, 13245 nt
Organism: Castor canadensis (American beaver)
Lineage: Eukaryota; Metazoa; Chordata; Mammalia; Rodentia; Castoridae
Source: RefSeq, a predicted model, not a curated record
CGCCGCUUCCUGCGUCCGCAGACCCGGAUGCGCCGAGCUGCUGUGGCGAGCUCGAGCCUCCCGCUGUCCGGUCGCCGCGGAGCGCGGCCUGGAGGUCCAGGGCUGAAUCUGUUCUCUCAGCACUUUCCACAUCCCUGUCAAACCUUACUGCUCUGCAGUUUACCCUCUUGAACUUGUGAUCCACCUGCCUCGGCCUUCUGUGUAGCUGGGAUUACAGAAUGCUCUGUGAGUGAGUGGGCUCCUGGCUCUGCCCCUCGGGCUAGUUUUGCCCGUGGCUGUUGGGUGUGGCAGUCGUGCCUUCUGUCCUCGACUUGCUGAUUGCUCCCUGUGUGGCUCUACCACAGGCUCGUCUGUUCAUCAGGCACAGUGGGACUGGGAUUUUGAACUCAGGACUCCAUGCUUGUAAAGCAGACACUCCUUGAAAAAAACAGAACAUUACAUUGGAUUAAAAAAGAGAAGUGAUAAUGCACCAUGGCAGCGGUCCUCAGAAUGUCCAGCACCAGUUGCAGAGGUCCAGGUCCUUCACUGGCAAUGAAGAGGAACAGCCGGCCCAUCCAAACCUUCCCCCAUCCCCUGCAGCACCCUUCGCUCCAUCUGCCAGCCCAUCUGCACCCCAGUCCCCUGGGUACCAGAUACAGCAGUUGAUGAGCAGGAGCCCUGUGGCUGGACAGAAUGUGAAUAUCACCCUGCAGAAUGUUGGCUCCGUCGUGGGAGGAAACCAGCAGAUCACGCUGGCCCCUCUGCCACUUCCUAACCCCACCUCUCCAGGGUUCCAGUUCAGUGCACAGCAGAGGAGGUUUGAGCAUGGCUCUCCAUCAUACAUUCAAGUUACUUCCCCCAUGUCCCAGCAGGUCCAGACACAAAGCCCUACGCAGCCAAGCCCUGGGCCAGGGCAGGCUCUGCAGGGUGUGCGUGCAGGUGCCCCAGGCCCCGGGCUAGGGAUCUGCAGCAGCAGCCCCACUGGAGGCUUCGUGGAUGCCAGUGUGCUUGUGAGGCAGAUCAGCUUGAGCCCAUCCAGUGGUGGGCAUUUUGUGUUUCAGGAGGCACCAGGCCUCACCCAGAUGGCUCAGGGAGCCCAGGUUCAGCUCCAGCAUGCUGGAGCUCCCAUCACGGUUCGAGAACGGAGACUGUCCCAGCCUCAUGCGCAGUCGGGAGGCACCAUCCACCACCUGGGGCCCCAAAGCCCUGCUGCAGCAGGAGGAGCUGGUCUGCAGCCUCUGGCCAGCCCCAGCCACAUCACCACGGCGAGUCUGCCACCUCAGAUCAGCAGCAUCAUCCAGGGCCAGUUGAUCCAGCAGCAGCAGGUGCUGCAGGGGCAGUCUCUGAGCAGACCUCUUGGCUUUGAGAGGACACCCAACGUGCUGCUCCCCGGGGUUGGGGGCGCCUCGGCAUUUGGUAUGACGUCCCCACCGCCACCCACCAGCCCUUCCAGAACCACCAUGCCCUCAGGCCUUUCCAGUCUGCCCCUCACAACUGCAGGGAACUCAGGUGUGAAGAAGGCCCCCAAGAAAUUGGAGGAGAUCCCACCAGCCUCCCAGGAGCUAGCACAGAUGAGGAAGCAGUGCCUGGACCACCACCACAAGGAGAUGGAAGCUCUCCGGGAGGUCUUCCAGGAGUGUCUGAUUGAACUGUUCUUCCUGCAGCACCUUCAGGGUAACAUGAUGGACUUCCUAGCUUUUAAGAAGAAGCAUUACGCCCCACUGCAAGCGUACCUUAGGCAGAAUGAUUUGGACAUUGAGGAAGAGGAGGAGGAGGAGGAAGAGGAGGAAGAAAAAUCGGAGGUUAUCAAUGAUGAGCAGCAAGCCUUGGCAGGGAGCUUGGUGGCCGGGGCCAGCAGUGCGAUGGAGGCCGACCCAUUCAAGAGGCAGCAGGCGAUGCCGCCCACAGAGCAGUCUAAGAGGCCUCGACUUGAAGUGGGUCAUCCAGGGGUAGUUUUCCAGCACCCAGGGGCGAAUGCAGGAGUCCCUCUGCAGCAGUUAAUGCCGACAGUCCAAGGAGGGAUGCCCCCCACUCCUCAGGCUGCACAGCUCACUGGACAGAAGCAGCAGAGCCAGCAGCAGUAUGACCCUUCCACAGGACCUCCUGUGCAGAAUGCCGCCAGCUUACACACCCCACCACCGCAGUUGCCUGCAAGGCUGCCUCCGGCCAGUGUCCCUGCUGCAGCCCUCCCUUCUGCCCUGCAGUUUUCACAGCAGCCGCAGGUGGUGGAGACUCAAACUCAGCUCCAAAUCCCAGUGAAGACUCAGCAGCUGAAUGUCUCUGUCCCUGCCCCCCAACCCAGCCAGAUCCCUGUUCCUCCUCCACAGCCUGCACAGCCGGCCCUCCAUGUUCCAAUGCCUGGGAAAGCACAGAUACAGGCUUCUCAGCUUCCGUCCCAGACACAGACGGUGGCAUCGAACAGGCCCCCCUUGGACUCUGUCCAGUCCUGCCAGCGGUCUCUGCCCACUUCCUCUUCUUCCUCGUCCCUUGUACCUGUGAGUGGCUCAGGCGCAGGGCCCUCGCCUGCAUGGUCCUCACCAGUGAACAGACCGUCCUCAGCCACCAGCAAGGCACUCUCUCCCAUCACUUCCCGGUCUCCAGGGGCUGCAGUUCCGGCCCCCCCUAAGCCACAGAGCCCUGCUCAGAAUAUUACCUCAUCCCAGGACAGUCCUCAGGACAAACUGGCAGGACAGAUGGCUCUGGAAAACCAGAUCCAUCAGAGAAUAGCAGAUUUAAGGAAAGAAGGUCUGUGGUCCCUACGGCGGCUGCCAAAGCUGCAGGAGGCCCCACGCUCCAAGUCUCACUGGGAUUACCUGCUGGAGGAGAUGCAGUGGAUGGCCACAGACUUCGCCCAGGAGCGCAGGUGGAAGUUGGCUGCUGCUAAGAAGCUUGUUAGAACUGUAGCACGUCGUCAUGAAGAAAAGAAGCUUCGUGAAGAAAGAGGAAAGAAAGAAGAGCAGAACAGGCUGAGACGCAUUGCUGCUUCCACUGCCCGAGAGAUAGAAUACUUUUGGUCAAAUAUUGAGCAGGUUGUAGAAAUAAAACUACAAGUGGAAUUAGAAGAAAAAAGGAAAAAGGCCUUAAAUUUACAGACAGUGUCCAGGAGAGGAAAAGAGUCAAGACUUAAGGGAUUGGAGGCAUUUCCAGAACAUUUCCUGGAUCCAGGGAUAUCUGGAAGAAAAAGAAAAGCUAGCACAUCUUUGACUGAUGACGAAGUGGAAGAUGAAGAGGAGACCAUUGAAGAGGAGGAAGCACAUGAAGGGCUUGUAGACCACCACACAGAACUUUCUAACUUGGCCAAAGAAGCUGAAUUGCCCUUAAUUGAUUUGAUGAAGUUGUACGAAGGCGCCUUUCUACCAAGUUUUCAGUGGCCACAGCCAGAGCCUGACCAUGGAGAGUCAAGUGGAGAAGAAGAUGCAGAAGACUGUCCCAAUGACCGGGAGAGCCGGAAGAGCUCAGUUCUUAUAGACUCACUCUUCAUCAUGGAUCAGUUUAAAGCCACAGAGAGAGUGAACAUCGGGAAGCCCAACACCAAGGACAUCGCAGAAGUCACGGCUGUGGCUGAAGCUGUCCUGCCUAAGGGCAGUGCCCGGGUCACCACUGCGGUGAAGUUUAAUGCUCCGUCUCUAUUGUAUGGCGCCCUCCGUGAUUAUCAGAAGAUUGGCCUGGACUGGCUGGCCAAGCUCUAUAGGAAAAGUCUCAAUGGCAUAUUGGCAGAUGAAGCAGGACUUGGCAAAACAGUGCAGAUCAUUGCUUUUUUUGCCCACCUUGCUUGUAAUGAAGGUAAUUGGGGCCCCCAUCUUGUUGUUGUCAGAAGCUGUAACAUACUCAAAUGGGAACUGGAGUUGAAACGGUGGUGUCCUGGACUCAAAACCCUCUCCUAUGUUGGCAGCCACAGAGAACUCAAAGCAAAGAGACAGGAGUGGGCUGAGCCCAACAGCUUCCACGUCUGCGUCACGUCCUACAAGCAGUUCUUCAGGGGCUACACUGCCUUCUCACGGGUGCGCUGGAAGUGCCUUGUCAUUGAUGAGAUGCAGCGUGUGAAGGGCAUGACCGAGCGGCACUGGGAAGCAGUUUUUACCCUGCAGAGCCAGCAGCGCCUGCUUCUGAUCGAUGCCCCACUACAUAACACCUUUCUGGAGCUCUGGACCAUGGUGCACUUUCUCAUCCCUGGGAUCUCCAGGCCUUACCUGAGCUUUCCCCUAAAGGCCCCCAGUGAGGAAAAUCAGGAUUAUUAUCACAAAGUGGUCAUAAGACUACACAGGGUGACACAGCCUUUCAUUUUGAGAAGAACUAAGAGAGAUGUGGAGAAGCAGCUGACCAGGAAAUAUGAGCAUGUUCUGAAGUGCCGCCUUUCCAGUCGGCAGAAGGCCUUGUAUGAGGAUGUCAUCCUGCAGCCUGGGACACAGGAAGCUCUGAAGAGCGGACACUUUGUCAGCGUCCUGAGUGUCCUGAUGCGGCUGCAGCGCAUCUGCAACCACCCAGGGCUGGUAGAACCCCGGCUGCCUGGCUCCUCCUAUGCAGCCGGCUCUCUGCAGUACCGAUCAGCCUCUCUCAUCCUCAAGGCACUGGAGAGAGAGUUUUGGAAGGAAACGGAUCUUUCCAUAUUUGAUCUCAUUGGCUUAGAAAAUAAAAUCACUCGCCAUGAGGCUGAAUUGCUGUCUAAGAAAAAGGUGACUCGGAAACUCAUGGAGGAGGUCUUUGUCUCACCACCCUCGUCAGCCCGGCCAGCAGCAGUGAAGCUGAAGGCUAGUAGGUUGUUUCAGCCUGUGCAGUAUGGCCAGAAACCUGAGGGCCGCACCGUGGCAUUCCCCAGCACACAUCCACCUCGGACGGCACCCACCAGUGCAGCUGCUGCAGCGCCACAGGGCCAGGUUCGAGGACGACCACCGAUUGCCACGUUCUCUGCCAACCCAGAUUCGAAAGUGGCAGCAGCCCCGUUUCAGACCUCUCAGGCUUCCACCGGUGCACCUCGACACCAGCCCGCCUCGACCUCCAGCACGGCAGCCGGUCCACCCCAUCCUGCGAAACUGCGGGCUCAGACCGCUGCCCAGGCCUCCGCCCCAGGCCCACCCCCGCCCCCGCCCCAGGCCCCCUCGCUGGCUGCAGGGCAGAGCGCGCCGCCUCAGCGGCUGGUGCUCACCUCACAGGCCCAGGCCCGCUUGCCCAGUGGAGAGGUAGUGAAAAUAGCUCAACUGGCGUCCAUCGCAGGGCCUCAGAGCCGCAUUGCCCAGCCAGAGACGCCUGUGACACUGCAGUUCCAAGGGAACAAAUUCACAUUGUCACACAGCCAGCUGAGGCAGCUCACGGCAGGCCAGCCCCUUCAGCUGCAAGGCAGUGUCCUCCAGAUCGUGUCAGCCCCUGGGCAGCCCUACCUGCGAGCCCCUGGCCCCGUGGUGAUGCAGACCGUGUCUCAGGCGGGCGCUGUGCAUGGCGCCCUGGGAAGCAAGCCCCCGGCCGGUGGCCCCAGCCCCGCACCCUUGACCCCGCAAGUUGGUGUUCCGGGUCGAGUGGCAGUGAGCGCCAUGGCUGUAGGAGAACCUGGGGUGGCCUCCAAACCGGCCUCUCCUGCCACAGGGCCCACCCAGGAAGAAAAGACCAGGCUUUUGAAGGAGCGGCUGGAUCAGAUGCAUUUUGUCAAUGAACGACGCUGCUCCCAAGCCCCAGUGUACGGCAGAGACUUGCUGAGCAUUUGCUCCCUUCCUGGUAGAGGAUCUUUUGACAGCAGCCUCAGGAAGGGGCCUGGGCCAGCAGGCUGUUAUAUGUCACCCUCAAAAAGUAAGGGUGAUCUGAUUUUGACACUGAAUCAACGCCAGGAAUCACUCCAGGAUGUUCUUAACAGGGUGGCCUGUGUGAUUCCUCCGGUGGUGGCUGCACCUCCCUCCUUGUGGGUGGCAAGGCCACCCUCACUAUACAGCUGUGGGCUUCGGGCCCUGAGGCAGCACCUGAGGGAACAUGCUGCCCCUUACCUGUGGCAGCUGCGGCAGCUGACUGCAUUGCGCUCACUGCAGUUCCCUGAGCUGAGGCUGGUUCAGUUCGACUCAGGAAAGUUAGAAGCUUUAGCAAUCCUACUUCAGAAGCUGAAAUCUGAAGGUCGUCGGGUGCUGAUUCUAUCACAGAUGGUUCUUAUGUUAGACAUUUUAGAAAUGUUCUUGAACUUCCACUAUCUCACCUAUAUAAGAAUUGAUGAAAACGCCAACAGUGAGCAGCGGCAGGAGCUGAUGAGGAGUUUCAACAGAGAUAGGCGGGUUUUCUGUGCUCUUUUCUCCACCCACAGCCGUGCCACUGGCAUAAACCUAGUCGAGGCUGACACUGUGGUAUUUUACGACAACGACCUAAAUCCAGUGAUGGACGCCAAGGCCCAGGAGUGGUGCGAUCGAAUUGGAAGAUGCAAGGACAUUCACAUAUACAGGCUUGUAAGUGGCAAUUCUAUUGAAGAGAAAUUGCUGAAAAAUGGAACUAAAGAUUUAAUCCGAGAAGUGGCUGCUCAGGGAAAUGACUACUCCAUGGCAUUCUUAACUCAGCGAACUAUCCAGGAGUUGUUUGAGGUUUACUCUCCCAUGGAUGAUGCUGGCUUCCCAGUGAAAGCUGAAGAGUUUGUAGUGCUUUCUCAGGAACCUUCUGUUAGUGAAACCAUUGCACCCAAGAUUGCAAGGCCUUUCAUAGAGGCCCUCAAGAGCAUUGAGUGUCUGGAAGAAGAUGUGCAGAGGUCCACAGAGGAGGUGGUGCCUGGUUCCAGUGCUGGUGUUGUGUCCUCAGACUCUGAUGGCUUGCCGUGUGAUGAGGAGCCCUCACAGAUGGAGGAGCUGGCCGACUUUAUGGAACAGCUUACGCCAAUUGAAAAAUAUGCUUUGAAUUACCUGGAAUUGUUCCAUACAACCAUUGAGCAAGAAAAAGAGAGAAAUGGUGAGGAUGCAGCGAUGGCCUCGGUGAGAGAUUGGGAGUCCCGCAAUGCCCAGAGCUUCCAGGAGAGGGAGGCCCAGCUACAGCGAGAGCAGGAGGAGGCAGAGCUUCUCACCUACACAAGAGAAGAUGCCUACAGCAUGGAAUAUGUCUAUGAAGAUGCGGAUGGACAGACAGAGGUUAUGCCGCUGUGGACGCCACCCACUCCCCCUCAGGAUGACAAUGACAUCUAUAUUGACUCGGUUAUGUGUCUCAUGUAUGAAACUACACCCAUCCCAGAGGCUAAGCUGCCUCCUGUGUAUGUGAGGAAGGAGCGUAAGCGGCACAAGACAGACCCCUCAGCUGCAGGCAGGAAGAAGAAGCAGCGGCAUGGGGAGGCGGUUGUCCCUCCACGGUCCUUGUUUGAUCGGGCAACCCCAGGCAUGCUGAAGAUCAGGAGAGAAGGCAGAGAGCAGAAGAAGAACCUGCUGCUGAAGCAGCAGACACCCUUUGCCAAGCCUCUGCCCACCUAUGUCAAGCCCUCAGGGGAGCCAGCCCAGGACAGCCCCGAGUGGCUCAUUGGUGAGGACUGGGCCCUGCUGCAGGCUGUAAAGCAGCUACUUGAGCUGCCUCUGAACCUCACCAUCGUGUCGCCUGCCCACACACCUAAUUGGGACCUUGUCAGUGAUGUCGUCAACUCCUGCAGCCGAAUCUACCGCUCUUCCAAACAGUGCCGGAACCGUUACGAGAACGUCAUCAUUCCCAGAGAGGAAGGGAAGAGUAAGAACAACCGUCCACUCCGCACAGGUCAGAUCUAUGCCCAAGAUGAGAAUGCCACACACACGCAGCUGUACACCAGCCACUUUGACCUGAUGAAGAUGACUGCCGGCAAGAGGAGCCCCCCAAUCAAGCCUCUGCUUGGUAUGAAUCCCUUUCAGAAGAACCCUAAGCACGCCUCAGUGUUGGCAGAAAGUGGAAUCAACUAUGACAAGCCACUGCCUCCCAUUCAGGUUGCAUCUCUCCGCGCAGAGCGAAUUGCAAAGGAAAAAAAGGCUUUGGCGGAUCAACAAAAGGCUCAGCAGCCGACCGUGACACAGCCGCCCCCCCAGCAGCAGCAGCAGCAGCCACCGCCACCCCCGCAGCAGCCACCGCCACCACUGCCUCAGCCACAGGCGGCUGGCAGCCAGCCGCCUGCAGGGCCACCCACUGUCCAGUCCCAGCCUCAGGCCCAGGCGCAGGCUCAGCCACAGCCUGUGCAGGCCCCACCAAAGGGACAACCCACAAUAACGACCGUGGGCAGCGCUGCAGUGCUGGCAGGAACCAUUAAAACAUCUGUCACUGGGACAAGCAUACCAACAGGCACUGUGAGUGGGAACGUGAUUGUGAACACCAUAGCAGGUGUCCCUGCUGCCACCUUCCAGUCCAUUAACAAGCGUCUUGCUUCGCCCGUGGCUCCUGGACCCUUGACUACAUCAGGAAGCUCUGCUCCCGCCCCAGUGGUCCACACCCAGCAACGCGCAGUUGGCUCCCCUGCCUCUGCAGCCACUGACCUGGUGUCCAUGGCAACGACGCAGGGUGUUCGAGCAGCCACUUCUGUGACAGCCUCAGCCGUGGUCACUACCAACCUGACCCCUGUGCAGACCCCUACCCGGUCUUUAGUGACCCAGGUGUCCCAAGCCACAGGGGUUCAGCUUCCUGGAAAAGCCAUCACUCCUGCCCACUUCCAGCUCCUCAGGCAGCAGCAGCAGCAGCAGCAGCAGCAGCAGCAGCAGCAACAGCAGCAGCAGCAGCAGCAGCAGCAGCAGCAACAGCAGCAGCAGCAGCAGCAACAGACCUCCCAGGUGCAAGUUCCACAGAUGCAGGGCCAGGCCCAGUCCCCUGCACAGAUCAAAGCUGUGGGCAAGCUGGCACCGGAACACAUCAUCAAGAUGCAGAAGCAGAAGAUGCAGCUUCCACCGCAGCCUCCCCCACCACAGGCCCAGCCGGGGCCCCAGCCACCAGCACAGGUGCAAGUGCAGCCUCCACAAGCCCCACAGCAGCAGAGCCCCCAGCUCGCCACCGUCACGGCCCCGAGGCCUGGGGCUUUGCUCACGGGCACCACAGUGGCCAACCUUCAGGUGGCCCGGCUUACCCGGGUUCCCACUUCUCAGCUGCAGGCGCAAGGGCAGAUGCAAACUCAGACACCCCAACCAGCUCAGGUGGCCUUGGCGAAGCCUCCGGUAGUGUCUGUCCCAGCAGCUGUUGUGUCCUCGCCUGGGGUCACGACCCUGCCCAUGAACGUUGCAGGGAUCAGCGUGGCGAUUGGGCAGCCGCAGAAAGCAGCAGGGCAGACCGUCGUGGCCCAGCCUGUGCACGUCCAGCAGCUGCUAAAGCUCAAGCAGCAGGCUGUCCAGCAGCAGAAGGCCAUCCAGCCACAAGUCGCACAGAGUCAGACUGCCGUCCAGCAGAAGCUGACUGCUCAACAGAUUGCUGCUCAGGGCCCCCAGCAGAAGGUAACCUAUGCCACGCAGCCAACCCUUAAGACCCAGUUUCUAACUACGCCCAUCUCCCAGGCUCAAAAACUGGCCGGGACUCAGCAAGUGCAGACCCAGAUCCAGGUUGCAAAACUUCCUCAAGUUGUUCAGCAGCAAACACCUGUGGCCAGCAUCCAGCAGGUUGCCGCUGCCUCUCAGCAGGCUUCUCCACAGACAGUGACACUCACACAGGCAACAGCGGCAGGGCAGCAGGUGCAGAUGAUUCCCACGGUGACAGCCACUGCCCAGGUGGUGCAGCAGAAACUCAUACAGCAGCAGGUGGUGACAACAGCCUCGGCCCCACUCCAGAACCCUGGUGGCCCAAGCCCAGCACAGGUCCCAGCCAGCUCCGACAGCCCAAGCCAGCAGCCCAAGCUGCAGAUGAGAGUCCCUGCUGUGAGGCUGAAGACGCCCACAAAGCCCCCAUGCCAGUAGGUGGGAAGGCGGGCCCACCAGGCAAAGAGGCCUUCCAGACAGGGAGCACCAAGCUGCUUCUGGAUUCUCGUGGAGAGCACCGUGUAAGACAGGCAGCCCUGGGCAGCCGCUGUCGGCUCAGUCCUGUAACAUUCUGUUAAAGUGCACUGAGCUGCAGGAAGAGUGGUCCUUCCUGCACACACCUGUCCACCUGUCUGUGUAUGUGACGAGUUGGGAAAGACGGUGAUGCUUUCCUGAUUGCCUCCUGGGCAGUGGUACUGUUUUGAAAGCAACAUGAUACGUUAACGUGUAGUAUUCGGCAUAUCCCAGAAACCACUGGGCAUGUGCAGUGAGCCCUAAAAUGCUCUGCUGCUAACACGUGGUCUUUGGCACUGUCUGCUGUGAUCUGAGCAGAAGACACAUCGUCAAGGAAGAGGAGCAAAUACAGCAGACCGCCUGAGACUGGUUGCUCGCUCCCAAGACACCACUGUGGCUUUCCCUCCCUCAUUCAGUGCUGUUUGUUUUAUCUUUUAAGGGAAAUACUUAGUACUGACACCUAGCUAAGUAGCUGAUGUGCUCCGGGCUUGCACGUGAGGGCUGUGACCUGUGAUUGGAUCUUCAUUCCAAAGAUCAGCCAGUGUGGCCUCUAGCCCUGCCACAGUGGGUUGGCUUUCAUUUGAAGGAUGUUUUUGGGACUGACACCAUCUCUGCACACCCAUGAAAAGCAUCCAGCUUUGGCCAUAGCUCAUGUUUGGACCUGGCAUGCCAGACAUUUCCAGGGAAGCCUUGUGAGGCUCCAGUGCCACACACAUGCUGUUAGGUUGCAGAUGGCACACUGAGUAUGUGGUAGGUGAGGUGGCUUAUGGAAGCUGGGAGUAAUGUCACAGACCCCUUUGCUACCUCCCUGGCCAGGGCUUGGCCUGGAGCUCUGAGGUCCUCCUCACAAGGCAUUCUGUCCAUGGAUCUGGAGGUGGACCCAGCAGGGCCAGCCACGUAUGCCUCCUGAGCGAUAGUGCGCCUAUGGUUCUGCCAGUCAGCUGCUGUGGCAGGCCUGCAGCUGAGGGGACAAGGCAGGCCAGUGUUCACUCAUGCUCAUUUUUAUUACGACAAGGUAACACCUGCAGCUUUCAUGGGCACAGCGGGCUGAUGGUGGCCCUUCACCUUGCGUAUUCACCACAGCAGAAGGUCUUACCCAUCACUGUUCUGCAGCCAUCUGUGGCCGGGUUACACCACUGGUCCAGGAAGUUGGCCUCUGUUGGCUUGUGCACCCUUGACACGGCACCCUCCUCGCAGUGUGGGUGUGUAGUGUUUUCACUGUAGCUGCUGUUCCCAUCCCGUCGCAUCCGGCCUGUGUGGGCAGGGAUUGACUGAAGCCCAUCUGAGCCCCUGAUGCGAAACUUGGAAAAAGUUGAGGCCAAAAGCAGAAGGGAUUUCACAUCUGUUACUUGAAUGCCUCAACCCAAUCUGUGGCUUUCUCAUAAACAGCCCAUUGUCCUGGCUGGAGUGUGCUGUGCUGGGGAGCAUGGCCUCACAGGGCUGUCAUGUGACCUCGGGUCUGGUUCCCAGCUGCUUGCUCCCUGCCCUUGUCUUCAGAUGUGCAGAACUUGUCAGCACCAUGCACUUCAUUCUUUGUCCUUCUGCCAUGUUGGUCGAAGGCUGCAUCACUAACUUAAGCAGGUCCUAGGGGAACUGCCCAUGUUCCCACUGAGAGCUCUUGGAAUCUGAAACUCUAGGGCAUGGUACCUUCUCUCAGAGCAGAUCUGUUACUCUGAACAUCUGCCAUGUGGUCUCUUGCUCAUCCUCCUACCUGAGCACCUCCCAUCUUUGGAGUGAGUUUAUGCAAUGAGUCCUGCGUAACGUGGACAGAGGUGUUUUUACUGUCACUUGAUUUGGUGACAUCCCUGCUGCUCCCACCAGCCUGGGUGAACCUGCUUCUUCCAGCGCUCCUUUCCUGCCUUCCCUUGCAAAGGUCAGAACUGCUAACUGAGAAGAAACUUUGAGUCCGGGAGGGGUCAUCUUGGCCUCCUUGCCAGUCAGGGUCAUACCAAUACAGAGGGCAUGAGUCAAUGAAAUUAUUAGAACAAUAUAAAACAGCAGCCAAGCUACCAGACUACCUGGGCCUCAUGGUGAACAGGACCCAGCCAUUCUGUAAGCAGGAGGCCUUUGUUCUAAGGAGAAGUAGUCCAGGCCAUUUUAAAGUUCCCCAGUGGUGACGCAAGCGGCUGGUGAUGCCUGACGGACGGGAGCAUCCUUUUUGCAGUUGUUACUGUUUUUGUUCACUUUAAAACCGGAUAGCUGUUGUGUUUCAAAAGACUGAAAUUGUAAAUACUUUGUAAACAAGCAUUUGUACUUGCAGAGUAGGAUUUUAAAAGGCUCCGAAGUCCUACCAAACAAAAGGCCAAAUAAAGUGGUCUCUUUAUAUACUCUUGGUUCUGUCUUUGAUAGAACACUAGUUAAGCCAAAAUAAGAUGCUGAGUGUGUUCACUUGCAAAUGAGCAACAGGGUUUGGGGAGGGUGGGCACCAGAGGAGGAUCUAAAAGGAGUGGGCCAUGCCCGAGCUCCUCUUCUGCAGGCACUGUGCGUGUGUGUUGCAGGGCCUCAUGGAGCCAACUGCGGCUGCACACUGAGGUGGUCCUCGCUCUCAGCACUGGCCACUGCCAUUGCUCCUUUCUCUUCUCCUUUGCUAAAAAACAGAUUUCUAAUUGCACAACAUUCCUUAAGGGCUGAUAGAGCAGCUCAAGUGGUGGAGCGCCUGCCCAGCAAGCAUGAGGCCUGGAGUUCAAACCCCAGUACUGCAAAACAAAAGAAAAAUUCCUAUUUUAGAUAUAAAUGGCAUCAUUCUUAUCAAUCAGUCAAGGUGAAGGUGACGUGCCCCCAGAAGCCCACGGUUGGUUCUGGUGUCUCCUUUUCCCACCACAGAAUUGGGAGUGCCCAGGGUGUGAGCCUUGAAGAUCUGGCUUCCAUUUUUCAUUCUACACGGGAAGGACCACAGGCCCAGGGUGUGCUGGGUACCUGCAAGUGAUAGUGUGGCCAUAGGACGUGGGCCAGUAAUGGGGCUUUUGCCAAGCUGCCAGAUGCUGGUACUGGGAGGACCCACCUGUGAACACCUGUCAAGCCCUCUGCAGCUGGUGACUGCACUUGGGGAUCCUUUCCCUAAUUGUGACUCUGUAUAAAGGUUCCCUGCCAUGGUCCUGACUACGCCAAGUCUCUGCUCUUUUGGCCUGGAGGCUGCAUCUGUGUACAGCUGGGGUGGAGGACUGCACAGGGGGAAAUGUCAGACCCUAGAGUAGCUCCUCUGAGCCCAGCAGUUGUGAGCCUCCUGCUCAGAGGUCAUCACAUGACAGCUAUGGCUAGGGCCCUCAAACAAACACACCACCUUUACCAUAGACCUACCAUGGUGAGGCAGGCUAGGAGGAGGAAAAGUUUGGGGCUCGUGGGUUGCCUGGGGAUGGCCAGG